AGGUUGGAUUACCGUUGAAAUAUUUUUCCGAAGACGACGCUUUCUUGCUGGGGAAAGGUUCUAUGGGUACGUUUGUAUAUGCUGGUGUCAUGGAAGAUGGCUGUGAAGUGGCUGUAAAGAGGACGUUGAUACAAUCGAGUGAAAAUCUUGCUGAAAACGAGAAAAAUAUCCUUAGUCUCCUUCAAACUAACAAAUCACCAUUUAUAGUGAGCUAUCAAAGUUUUUUAAAAGACUCUACCUUCAUGUAUUUAAUGGUUGAUCUUUGCGAAGAAACAUUGGAGAAUUAUGUUCAAUCCCAAAGUAUUCAACAUCUGAGAGAGCAUGGUCCAAGGAUGAUUAAAGAAAUCUUACGCGGUCUUGACUUUCUCCAUGAUCAUGGAAUUUUACAUAGAGAUCUCAAACCAGCAAAUAUCCUGGUUGAUGUCGAAGGUCACAUGAGGUUGGCAGACUUUGGAAUAAGUCGUGUUUUGAGUGAAGACGAAACAACAUGUCUAACUGAUGGAAAGGGAACCGAAGGCUGGAUGGCUUCGGAAGUUCUUGAAAGCAGAAAUAGGGGAAGUAAAGGGCGUUUUAAAAAGAAAUCAGACGUUCAAAGUGCAGGAAUGGUUGCUUUCCAUAUUUUAACUCAAGGUGGACAUCCGUUUGGUCGCUCUGUUUUUAGUUGUAUACAGAAUGUUUUGAAAGGAAAUCCAGUUAACUUGGGCAUUCUUGAAGAUCUUGAAUCCAAGCAUUUUGUAUCAUUGUUGAUCCGUCAUAAAAUUGAUGACAGACCCUAUGCCCAUGAAGCAUUGGAGCUUCCUUUCGUAGAUCAGGUACAAAAUUAUGAAGGGCUUCCCAAACCAAAAAUCUCACUACGUAAUUACGAGUUAGAAUAAAACCGUUCAUGUUAGAGCUGUUCUUGACCGGGCAUAUAAUCCUUUCACGGCAACGAGUAAUUAAACAGAAAAGAACAACUGAAAAUGGAAAUUCCUUUAUCCCAGUUUACACUUGCGCUGAACUUCUUAUGGUAUAUGUGAGCGAGUGUAUUAGUCAAGAAUUUUCAUAUGAGGUUAGAAUAUUUAUCCCCGAGCCGGCGGCGCGACGCGCCGUGCGAGGGUACUAAUUCCGCACGGCUAAUUAUACCCGGGUAUGUGAAAACAUAGCGGAGUGCAAAGUUGUCCUCCAUUUUGUUUAUGUCAUGGACGGUUUUCGACGCUAUGCGCAUGCGCGAGUUCAAAAUCUGUCGAAGUAAUUUCAUUUUGAAAGGAGUAUUUUGCUGUUUUACAGCAUUUUUUUGUUUUAAAUUUCGUUAAAAAGUUUACAAAAGUACAACACGGUUUUUUUGUUCUCGAUUUUAACUGGAAAUAAGCCUGCAGUUUCAUGAAUUAGUGGCUGUUCAACCGUGAGACAAAGUUUGUAUAAUAAUUGUUUUGAUGUAUUGAUGUUGAUGUCUUUGAUAAUUUAAUCGUUGUUUUGCCGGUUUGGGUAAGUGUAAACAUUUCAGUAGUAAAAUUCCAUGCCUUACUUGCUUUGUGUUGUCGGUUUUAUUCAUAUCUGCGAAAUUUUUAAGCCAUUCUUAACUCGAUAAUUUACGUUAAUGCAAGCUGGUAAGCACGAAAUUGCAGUGAAUGUUAUCGCUUAUUAUAAAGCUAGCGCUUCAAUUGUUUUUAUGUUUGUUUAUAAUGGUCUUAAUACUUUAUGUGGAGUUUUUAUACUUCAUCAGUUAAGACAGGCGAGGGGUUGCUGCAUGGAUGUAUUUUCUAGUAACUCUUCUAUUCGUUCAUAUGAUCGCAAGAAGUAAAUAGCAACAGAUAUCGCUGCAAAAGUGCAUGUGUAAAUUCACACGAUCGAUUCGAUCUAAGUAUAUCGGAUACACAUUAAAUAAUUUGACCAAUCAGGCACCAGCAUAUAGAUUGAAUGCAUAAUAGUAUUUUUAUAGUUUUAUUUUUGAUAAAGAAUUUUUAAUUGAAAUUCUAGUUUGUGAAUGCAUUGUAAUGUGACGAUUGUAUACAACAACAAGUAUAGCCUUCAC
This is a messenger RNA of Paramuricea clavata, 2011 nucleotides long. NCBI's taxonomy places the organism in Eukaryota, Metazoa, Cnidaria, Anthozoa, Malacalcyonacea, Plexauridae. The record is from the annotation of a GenBank genome assembly.